CCUUUUUAUUACAUAUUCAAUUCCAACCGGUGAAGGUAAACAAAUAUAUUAGAUCUAAUAUUAAAAUUAAAUUAAAUAAAUGGCUAAACAUCAUCCAGAUUUAAUCUUUUGUCGUAAGCAACCUGGAGUUGCUAUUGGCCGAUUAUGCGAAAAAUGUGAUGGCAAAUGUGUUAUUUGUGAUUCCUAUGUUCGACCAUGCACACUAGUACGUAUUUGCGAUGAAUGUAAUUAUGGAUCUUAUCAGGGGCGUUGUGUUAUUUGUGGCGGUCCAGGUGUUUCCGAUGCUUACUAUUGUAAAGAGUGUACAAUACAGGAAAAAGACCGCGAUGGUUGCCCCAAAAUUGUGAACCUUGGAAGCUCUAAAACAGAUCUGUUCUAUGAAAGGAAAAAAUAUGGGUUUAAGCAAAACUAUUAGCAUUGGAUAUUAUAUAUACAUACCUAUAUUUUAUACUUUAAUCCACAAAAUAUAUAAAUUGAUAAAACCAACAUAUAAUAAACCUCAAAUUAAAGAGUAAAAAUGUGAA
Bactrocera tryoni is the source of this 524-nucleotide messenger RNA. It is a transcript of the gene Phf5a, whose product is annotated as PHD finger-like domain-containing protein 5A. The transcript has 4 exons. NCBI's taxonomy places the organism in Eukaryota, Metazoa, Arthropoda, Insecta, Diptera, Tephritidae. Gene Ontology annotation, cellular component: U2 snRNP; catalytic step 2 spliceosome; precatalytic spliceosome. Bases 80 to 415 code for a protein of 111 amino acids. Gene Ontology annotation, biological process: mRNA splicing, via spliceosome. The record is from RefSeq and is a predicted model, not a curated record.